Messenger RNA from Tachysurus vachellii, 1952 nucleotides. RefSeq lists its product as uncharacterized. The coding region runs from base 188 to 1234 and encodes 348 amino acids. Gene Ontology annotation, cellular component: plasma membrane. Gene Ontology annotation, biological process: adenylate cyclase-activating G protein-coupled receptor signaling pathway. NCBI's taxonomy places the organism in Eukaryota, Metazoa, Chordata, Actinopteri, Siluriformes, Bagridae. The transcript is spliced from 12 exons. Gene Ontology annotation, molecular function: G protein-coupled receptor activity. The record is from RefSeq and is a predicted model, not a curated record.
UAUUAUUAUUAUUAUUAUUAUUAUUAUUAUUAUUUUGAAAUCACAAAAUAGUUUAUUAUUCAUUAUUAUUAAUUCAGCACGUUUUAUUCUUCCAGACCGAGUGGAUUCAGGAUCUGAAGAUUUAUGGAGUUGAAUUUUAAAAUUUGGAUUUCAGUUUUAAUUCUUUAGACAUUUUAUUUUUGCCGACAUGAACUUCAGCAGCGGAUUUUCGGACAAAGAGCUCACAGCUCUCUCUUCCGUGUACGUCUCCUGUCUCACCUUAAGUGUAAAUGGGAGCUGCUCUGUGUUCAUUGCAUCGAUUGUAAAGAGAAAAAACCUCAAUGAACAGGCGAAGCCUCUAAUCCAGCUGGCUCUUGCAGACCUCUUGGCGUCUCUCUGCCUCAUCGUCACGUCUGUGUUGAACUUUGUGCCGUCUGGAGCAGUGAGGAACAGUGAGGUGUUGUGUAGCGCAGGAUUAGCUCUGUCACUGACGUUUUAUUGCGUCUCUUUCCUCCUCGUCAUUGUUUAUGCCUUUGAGUCAACACACAGCAUUCAGGGAUGGAGGGAGGAAGAUGAGGGAGUGUCAACACGUCAGGACAGCAGCUGGAGGACGAGGACGAGGAGGAAGAUGAUCGAUCUACUGUAUGUACUCGUGUGGCUGUUACCUGUGAUUGGGUAUGUGAUCUACAUCAGAACAGUGUCUUUCCCUCUGACGUCUCUUCAUCCGUUACAUCAAGGCUUCAAGUCUAAACAAAGUGUUUGGCCCAACACUCAAUUCUGCAGCAGAUGCAUCCUUUUCAUCCAACUGCACAUUGAUGAUGAUGAUGAUGAAGGCUGUUCCACUGUGGAUCUAAAACAUAUUAAGUAUAUCAAGAUUUUCACUUUUACAAGUGUGCUGUUUGGCCUCAUCUGCUGUACUCUGAUGUACUGGAGGCUCCAGGUGAGAUUGAGGCGUUAUGAACAGGACGGUGUGAGGAGAGCAGAGAGGAUCUGGUCCUCAGCCAGGUACAUGAUCCUCAUCAUCAUCCUCUGCUGGAGUCCAGCUCUUUUGCUGAUUGGUUUAUCGUUCAUCUUCUCAGAGAUGGACAGAAUGUUUCCUCUCUUCAUUAUACAGGCUGUGUCAGUGUCUCUUCACGGAUUCCUCAACAGCAUUGUCUAUGCCUGGAGACGGCGUAACUUUCGAGAAGCUGUGCUUGGGGAGAGAAUGCCUCUGCUGGCUUACACACACCGAGCUUUCUUUGACCAAUCGCUGUGAAAGGAAACAGAGGACACAGGAAGUGGACAGAAUUCAUUUCAGACAUUCAGAGGCUAAAUAUGUUGAAGAACAACUGAAACAACUCAAGGUACAGAUCAUACAGGAGAGAACUUCUGAGUCCUAGGGUGCCAAAACUUAUUACAGGUGUGUGACAGAUAUUAAAAAUUGACCUGUUAGCAAGUGUAGAUAUCGUAAAUAAAGGAAAAGUUAAUAUAUCUUAUUAUGAGCGUGAACGUGAUUCUAAUAAUCUGCAGCUCAGAAACAGCAGCAUGAGUGACUGAACAUCAGAAACUCCCUCCAUCUGAACACUGAACACUGAACACUGAGCACUGAACACUGAACAGACUGAGUGUUCUAAUUAAAAUGUAAAGUACCUUUUACUGUUUUAGUGGUUAAUAUGUGUUUUAUUCUUUUGCUGUGUAAGAUGUAUUAUAGUUAAUGAGCUUAAAAUAAAGACAUUAAAUUUAACAUGUAUGUUGGCAAUAAAUAAAUAUAUAUAUAUAUAUAUAUAUAUUAGCUUUCUGUGUAUUAUAGUAAAAUUAGAACUGAUUUACUUUCAUUUAUGGAGUAUAUUUUAUAACAUACAGUAAUGUUCUCUUUUUUCUCUUCCUGUAUCUGAACUUUUGUCACUUGUUUUUUUUAUUUUUUAUUUUAUUAAAACAGAAUGUGUGUUAUUUUUUUAAUAAAACACAAGGCACUGUUCACACUGCAGGAUCAU